AUGUCUGAAUCAGAUGAUGUCAUGCUGAGAAUCACUGAGGGUCAUAAAACCACCCUGAAAAAGAAGUAUGAGUGCUUAUAUGAAGGUGUCGCACUGAAAGAAAACCAAACCCUCCUCAACAGCAUUUACACAGAGCUCUACAUCACAGAAGGAGAGAGUGAAGGAGUGAAUGAGAAACAUGAGGUUUUACAGAUUGAAACAGCAUCCAGGAAAUGGGUUUCUCAAGACAAACCAAUCAGCUGCAAUGACAUCUUCAAACCCUUGUCAACCAACAGAACUAAAGAGCAGAAAAAAGCCUUGUCUCAUCAGGAACCUGGAAGGGACAGACAAAAGCCAGAAAUCAGAACUGUACUCACCAAGGGCAUUGCUGGAAUUGGAAAAACAGUCUCUGUGCACAAGUUCAUUCUGGACUGGGCAGAAGGAAGGACCAAUCAGGACAUUGAUUUUGUGUUGGUUCUUCCUUUCCGAGAACUGAACUUGGUUAAAGAUGAUCAGUUCAGUCUUCAUGGACUCCUGCUAGAGUUUCACCCAGAGCUGAAAGACUUGGAUCCAAAGAAAUAUAAUAACUGUAAAAUGCUGUUCAUCUUUGAUGGUUUAGAUGAGAGUCGACUUCAUUUGAAUUUUUCGGAGAGGCUGUGUGAUGUGACCACAACAUCAUCAGUGAAUAUACUGAUAACAAACCUCAUUCAAGGAAAUCUUCUUCCCUCUGCACUCAUCUGGAUAACCUGCAGACCAGCAGCAGCCAGUCAGAUUCCCUCUCAGUUCACCAGUCGUGUGACAGAAAUAGUUGGAUUUAAAGAUUUACAGAAAGAGGAAUACUUCAGAAAAAGAGUCAGUGAUGAGAGUCAAGCCAACAGAAUCAUCUCACACAUCAAGACAUCAGUGAGUCUCCACAUCAUGUGUCACAUCCCAGUGUUCUGUUGGAUUUCAGCCACUGUGCUUCAGGAAAUGCUCUGUCAAGACAAUGUAAAAGAGAUCCCUAAAACUCUGACUGAGAUGUACACACACUUCCUGCUCAUUCAGAUUAAAAUGAAGAAGCAGAAAUAUGAGGACAAAGUUGAAACAGACUCAAAGAAUCUCCUGAAAUCAAGCAAGGAGAUCUUCCUGAAACUUGCUAAGCUGGCUUUUAAUCAGUUGCUGAGGGGCAAUAUCAUGUUUUAUGAAGAGGAUCUGAGAGAAUGUGACAUUGAUGUGAGUGAGGCCACAGUGUACUCUGGGAUUUGUACUGAGAUCUUCAAGGAGGAAUCUGUGCUUCGUCAGAAGAAGGUCUACUGCUUUGUGCAUCUGAGUGUUCAAGAGUUCUUUGCUGCUCUCUAUGUGUUUUACUGCUGUGUAAACAGGAACAUGGAGGCACUGGAGUAUUUUCUGAAGAAAAAGACCAGACCUGUGCCAGAGAAUUUUCCCUUGCAUGUGUUGCUGAAGAAAGCUGUGGAUAAAUCUUUGGAGAGUAAGGAUGGACGUCUCGAUCUGUUCGUCCGCUUCCUUCAUGGCAUCUCACUGGAGUCCAACCAGAAACUCCUACAAGGUCUGCUGACACACACACAGAACAACCAAAAGAGUAUCAAGAAAAUUAGCCGUUACAUCAAAGAGUUAGAUAAAGAUGGUGUCCCACCUGAGAGAUGGAUCAAUCUACUGCACUGCCUGACUGAAAUGAAUGAUGGCUCUCUCCAUGAAGAUGUUCAAGCUUUUGUCAAGUCUGGAAAUUCCAGAACUGAACUCUCACUUGCACACUGCACAGCACUGGCCUACAUGUUUCUGAUGUCAGAGGAGGUGCUGGAUGAGUUUGACCUGAGGAAAUACAAGACAUCAGAUGAGGGUCGUAGGAGACUGCUCCCAGCUGUGAGGUGCUGCAGAAAAGCUCUACUUGCUGGUUGUAAUCUCACUGAACAGUCUUGUUCAUCUGUAGCCUCAGUUCUACAGUCAGUAAACUGUCCCCUGAGAGAACUGGACCUGAGUAACAAUGACCUUCAGGAUUCAGGAGUGAAGUUUCUCUGUGAGGGACUGAAGAAUCCACACUGUAAACUGGAGAUACUGAGGUUGUCUGGUUGUUUAGUGACAGAGGAAGGUUGUUCUUCUCUGGCUUCAGCUCUAGGUUCAAACCCCUCACACCUGAGAGAACUGGAUCUGAGCUACAAUCACCCAGGAGACUCAGGAGUGAAGCGUCUCUCCACACAGAUGAACCAACAGUGUCGACUUAAGUCAGUACCUGUGGACCAUGGUGGAGAAUUGAUGAUCAAACCAGGAUUUAUAAAAUAUGCCUGUGAUCUCACACUGGACCCAAACACAGUAAACAGAGAACUCUCUCUGUCUGAGGGGAACAGAAAGGUGACACGUGUGAGAGAGUAUCAGUCGUAUCCUGAUCAUCCAGAGAGAUUUGGUGGUUGGUGUCAGGUCAUGUGUAGAGAGAGUCUGACUGGACGCUGUUACUGGGAGACUGAGAGGAGUGGAGAGGCUGAAAUAUCAGUGACAUAUAAAGGAAUCAGGAGGAAAGGACUGGGUGAUGAUUGUGAGUUUGGAAGCAAUGAAAAGUCCUGGAAACUGAGAUGCUCUGAUAACAGUUACACUGCCUGUCACAAUAAACAGAGAACUGACAUACCUCACCACCCCUCACACACACACAGAAUAGGAGUGUAUCUGGACUGGUCGUCUGGAACUGUGUCCUUCUACAGCAUCUCCUCUGACACACACACACUCACACACAUACACACAUUCCACUGCACAUUCACUGAACCCCUCUAUGCAGGGUUUUAUGUUUAUUAUGACUCUUCAGUGUCUCUGUGU
This is a messenger RNA of Chanos chanos (milkfish), 2781 nucleotides long. Its product is annotated as NACHT, LRR and PYD domains-containing protein 3-like. The transcript has 5 exons. The annotation marks the transcript as partial. Gene Ontology annotation, molecular function: protein binding. The record is from RefSeq and is a predicted model, not a curated record. Lineage: Eukaryota; Metazoa; Chordata; Actinopteri; Gonorynchiformes; Chanidae.